Molecule: messenger RNA, 1341 nt
Organism: Fusarium subglutinans
Lineage: Eukaryota; Fungi; Ascomycota; Sordariomycetes; Hypocreales; Nectriaceae
Product: leucine aminopeptidase 2
Exons: 4
Coding region: 1-1341 (446 amino acids)
Biological process (GO): proteolysis
Molecular function (GO): metalloexopeptidase activity
Source: RefSeq, a predicted model, not a curated record
AUGAAGGUCAAUAAUUUCGUUCGCGGUCUUGCGUUAUUCUCUGCCGGAGCUUGUGCAUACAAACAGCUCACACCCCAGCUUGUAGCGGAUGAUAUCAAAGCAGAGGAUCUCGACAAGACGCUUCAAGCUUUAUACAGAAUUGCCCUUGACAACAGCAACAACCGGGCCUUUGGGCUCCCCGGUUACAAGGCAUCGCUUGAUUUUGUUCUUUCUCGCCUAGGCGGCGGUAACCAUUUCGAUAUCACUGUUCAGCCAUUCAAACAUCUCUUUUCCCAAACUCGAAAGAUCGUCCUGAUAGGCCCCGAUGGAGAACAUGUUGAUGCCGUCUCACUGCAGUACAAUCAUGCAACUCCCCUACCUGGCGGCGUAGCUGCUCCUUUGGCCCUCGUCCCCAUAGACGAUGUUCGUGGCUCCGGUUGCUUCGCGGACCAGUGGAAGGAUAUUGAUUUCGAAGGGAAAAUCGCCUUGAUCAAGCGCGGGAAAUGCCAGUUUGCAAACAAGCUCAAAUUGGCCAGAGACAACGGUGCUUCAGCAGCCAUCGUCUUCAAUGAUAAUCCCAACCAUACGGCGGGAUCUGGAUCCCUCGGGGCAGAGAACUUUGGUAAGCUUGCACCUGCUGGUGUCGUCACGUACGACAAGGGAAAUUCUUGGGCCGAACGUCUUGAAGCAGGGGAAAACCUUAAGAUCAAUCUGACCAUCGAUGUCCUGACUGAAAAGCGCGAGACUUGGCAGGUCAUAGCAGAUACCAAGGCUGGUGAUUCUAACAGUCUUCGAUUUGCCUUCUGGGGCGCUGAGGAGAGUGGGAUGAUUGGGUCAACUUACUACGUCUCCAACCUGUCCAAGGAUGAGUCCAGAAAGAUUCGGUUCUACUACAACUACGACAUGAUUGCCUCUCCACGGCCUUACUACAUUGUAUAUGCCGACUCGGACGCACACAAAUCUGGCGCAAGAUAUCUUUAUGAUUUUUUGGCCGACAAAGGGUAUCCUGCUGAGUAUACACCUUUUGGGGCGUCCUCUGACUACGUGGGGUUCCUUGAACUCGGCAUUCCUUCGUCCGGUAUCUUCACAGGGGCUGGUGCUCCGCAAGAUGGUUGCUAUCAUACUCUGUGUGAUAAUAUUAAGAACAUUAAUCAGAAAGCACUUCUCGUCAAUGCUAAGGCUGCCGGCUACGCCGCUGCAAGUCUUGCCUUGAGUGUAGAUGAGGUACCUAUGCAUGAGAACUCAACUGUCAACCCUUUGAGCAAGCGCGGAGUAGCGAGAAACAUGGUUCGUUGGGCGAAUGUUAUUCGAGGUACAGUGAAGGUCCAUAGCUGUGGGAGUGAGAGGAAGAUCUUUAUCUGA